UGAUUUGGGACGUUCCAUUUGUUAAUUCCCUUUGACCUAUCAUAUUGUUUAAAAAUAGUUGUUAUAGUACGACUAGAUGGCCUAAGAAGUAGGGAUGUUGAAUGCCCUGUGUUAGCAUUCGCUAUGAAAGUUCUGUUAUUAAAAGAGCCAAAGGAAGGGGACUCUGGAUCUGACCCUUAUAUUCAGGAGUUAGCCUCAUAUGGGCUAAAAGCUACCCUGAUCCCUGUCUUGUCUUUUGAGUUUGUUUCCCUUGAUGCAUUAUCUGAAAAGCUGUCACACCCAGAAAAAUAUGGUGGGCUCAUCUUUACCAGCCCCAGGGCAGUGGAAGCUGUGAGCCUGUGUCUAGAACAGAACGGUAAAAGAGAAGAAUGGAUGGAAAGUUUGAAGGAUCAGUGGAAUGCUAAAUCUGUUUAUGUUGUUGGUAAAGCCACAUCCUCUUUGGUUCAAGAAGUUGGCUUGCUCCCUCAGGGUGAAGAUACAGGAAAUGCAGAUAAGCUCUCAAACUAUAUAUGUAAAAAGGAAAACUCUGGUUCAUUGCCUCUUCUUUUUCCCUGUGGAUCACUUAAAAGAGAAGUUCUACCCAAAGCGCUGAAGGAUAAUGGUGUGCCGUUGGAAAGUGUGACUGUCUAUCAGACUGCGCAGCAUCCCAAUCUUCAGAAAGCCCUCAGUGAAUAUUUCUCAAAAGAGGGCAUACCAGCAAGCAUUACUUUCUUCAGUCCAUCAGGAGUAAAGUUUUGCCUGAGUACACUCCAGAAAUUGUCAGGGAAUCGCAUUGAUCAGAUAAAGUUUGCAGCCAUUGGACCAACCACAGCUGAUGCCAUGAAUGCUGAAGGACUGACUGUCAGUUGUUCAGCUGAGAAGCCAACAGCUCAGGACCUGGCAUUGAGGAUAUCACAAGAACUUCAGAAAAUUCAUUGAAUUCAAUGCUACCUGUUGUCUUCUGAGCUGCGACUGAAUGUGUAACAAGUGCAAUACAGCCAAGAAAGCCAAUAAGUCAUUGCUAUUUCUGUGAUGAGAGUCAAGAUUUUAACAGAAAUGCAGACCUAAAUAAAAGUUUCAUUUAC
Polyodon spathula (Mississippi paddlefish) is the source of this 1064-nucleotide messenger RNA. It is a transcript of the gene uros, whose product is annotated as uroporphyrinogen III synthase. The record is from RefSeq and is a predicted model, not a curated record. The coding region runs from base 124 to 918 and encodes 264 amino acids. Lineage: Eukaryota; Metazoa; Chordata; Actinopteri; Acipenseriformes; Polyodontidae. Gene Ontology annotation, molecular function: uroporphyrinogen-III synthase activity. Gene Ontology annotation, biological process: uroporphyrinogen III biosynthetic process. The transcript is spliced from 10 exons.